AUGACUGUGUCUGACAAUGGCUCUAAUGUUGGGGUAUAUUUUACCUCAGGGUUACUGUCUCAAAGCAGGUGCUUGCUGAAGAUUUACCCAGAUCACUACUACCUGGAAGUGGUUAUUAUAUCCUGGUACAGACCUUCAAGGAGGAAGCAGCAGGACGAUAUGGAGCAUCAGCUGAACACAGAUGGACCAAAUACAGAUGGACCAAGAAGCCUAGCCCUCAGUGGGGAGGAGCCAAGUCCAGCCCAGCAGGCACCUCCCAAUGCCAUGCAGGCCUCUCGGAAUGAAGAUGGGGACCCCAAGACCAGCUCUCAGGCUGCUGAAGAACCCUCCUCUGAUUGUUACAUAGAGUGUGUUAUAAGAGGUGAGUUUACUGAACGCAUCAAGGAAGAGGACAUAAUUCUUAAGUCCUUCAAGUACCGGAAAAGGGGAUCAGAGCAAGCACUUUCUGAACAGGUUCCUACGACAAGCUCAGUUCCUGAGUGUUCCUUGCCAUGCACGACACAAGGAGCAAAACAAGAAUUUUCUCAACAGAUUGUUGGAGAGAAAUCAUCUGUUGAAUAUGCUGAGCCCAUGACAGGCAAGAAGCCUCCUCCUGAAGCAACACCCAGUGCUAACAACGUGUGUGAAACUAACAGAGAUCUUCAACAGCUUGUGGAAUUUGCUAGAACUAAUGCAAGAGAAAUUGAGGAAAAUGCUCCAGAAAAAAUCGUUUGUCCUUAUCGUGAAUGCGCGAAGCCGCUGAAGACCAGAGAUGCCCUGAGAAAGCAUGUCCUCCUGGUCCACGGUCCCCGAAACCACGUGUGUGCAGAAUGCGGGAAAGCGUUUGCCGAGAAGUCAAAACUAAAGAGACAUUUCAUGGUGCACACGGGAGAGAGGCCUUUCCAGUGCACUUUUAAAGGGUGCGGGAAACGCUUUUCCCUGGCCUACAAUUUGCGCACACACGUGCGCGUCCACACUGGAGAGAAGAGUUUCGUGUGCGCCUUCGAAGGCUGUCAGAAGUGCUUUGCGCAGUCAAGUAACCUGAAAAGUCACCUCUUAACUCACAGCAAGCCAAAAAUGAGUGAUGAGGAAGAAGAUAGAAAGUAA
Artibeus jamaicensis (Jamaican fruit-eating bat) is the source of this 1086-nucleotide messenger RNA. RefSeq names its product ZFP42 zinc finger protein (gene ZFP42). Gene Ontology annotation, cellular component: transcription regulator complex; PcG protein complex. Bases 1 to 1086 code for a protein of 361 amino acids. Gene Ontology annotation, biological process: regulation of transcription by RNA polymerase II. The transcript has a single exon. Gene Ontology annotation, molecular function: RNA polymerase II cis-regulatory region sequence-specific DNA binding; DNA-binding transcription factor activity, RNA polymerase II-specific. The record is from RefSeq and is a predicted model, not a curated record. Lineage: Eukaryota; Metazoa; Chordata; Mammalia; Chiroptera; Phyllostomidae.